Messenger RNA from Gigantopelta aegis, 3749 nucleotides. Its product is annotated as Krueppel-like factor 12. Gene Ontology annotation, molecular function: DNA-binding transcription factor activity, RNA polymerase II-specific; RNA polymerase II cis-regulatory region sequence-specific DNA binding. Gene Ontology annotation, biological process: regulation of transcription by RNA polymerase II. Lineage: Eukaryota; Metazoa; Mollusca; Gastropoda; Neomphalida; Peltospiridae. The coding region runs from base 90 to 1511 and encodes 473 amino acids. The record is from RefSeq and is a predicted model, not a curated record. The transcript has 4 exons.
UCUUCGUAUUACACGUUGCAGAACGGUAUCACGGAUUUUUACCUGGUAAACUUGGUUUAUCAAAAUAUUCUACAAACAUAAACUACUUUAUGGCGAACACUUUGUGUAUACUACCGAGUGGUGGUUCUUUGGAUGACCAAAUAGUACCCGACACGGACGACUGUUUUCUUACUCCUACAGAUAUGGGAUUUCACGGUGGAAACGCAAACAAAGCGUCACUGGACUUUGACAAAUUUAUUCUGGAAGAGUUUUGUAAGAACUCUCGCAGGGAAAGCGCUAGUGUGAUUGACGAGUUUUUCGGCGCCGACAAAGAGAGCGGGAACGUGACUGCCCGUUCAAUGAGUCUCCAUAACUUGAAAAAUGGCGUCAUCAGUUCGGCAAAACAGCAGAUGUUGCAACUCGUGGAGAAGCAAGCGCUCUUCACGGGAUCGCCCAGGAGGGAGAGUUCCUCGCUGGUGGAGGAUUUCUUCGGCAUAAAGCCGGCCGCCAACAUCGCUCUGAAAAUGGAGCCAGACGACAAGGACACGGAUGUCUUCUCCAUAGACACGACUCUGUACGACACCGUCAUCCCGGACAACGUGGUCGAGCUGGAGAAGCAGAGUCGUCAGGUUUCCGACUCACUGUGGGAGGACCUCCGCGCCAGCAUCAACAUGGUCAAUGACGUGGAUGGCGACCACAAGAGCGAGUCUGUGGUCAAAUGUGAACCCAUGGACACAAAGGACAAACCCGCCUGCCAGUUCCACAAUAUGUCGGUUCUCCAGUGCGGCUUCCCAGACGUGAAGCACGAACAGGCAGCAGCAGCAGCGGCGGCAGCGGCAGUAUCGAUGGGUAACGAAAGAUCCGCACCCUCCAGCAUGUCUCGUCCAGAUCAAGUGAUAUUUUCGCAGUCAAAUCUUUCCGGAAUGGACAAUACGGCUGUGACCGGUUCUGGAAUGCCUUACUAUCAGUAUGGACGUUCUGAGGGUGGGAGUCAGUACGCCAAUUCCCCCAGCGCUAAUCACAUCGUGCCCGUGUACCUGCCGACUCCCCCCAACUCCCAGCCAGCUAGUCCGAGCCAGGAGUUCGUACGCCGCACGCCUCCCCCUCCCUACCCGGGAUUCCAGCGUCAUACUCCGUCCGUGCUCAACGGCAGCCAGUUGAUUGCGCUGACGACGACAUCGGGCAAGCCGCAGAAGACUCACCCCGGAUGCACGACGAUCAGAUACAACAGGAAGAAUAAUCCAGAGCUGGAGAAACGACGAAUACACUUCUGUGACUUCCCAGGAUGCAGAAAAGCAUACACUAAGAGUUCUCACUUAAAGGCGCACCAAAGAAUACAUACAGGAGAAAAGCCUUACACAUGUCAUUUCCCGAGUUGUCAGUGGCGCUUCGCUCGAUCAGAUGAGCUGACACGUCAUAUCCGGAAACACACGGGAGCCAAGCCAUUCAAAUGCAAGGUCUGUGACAGGAGUUUUGCCCGAUCCGACCACCUCGCUCUGCACAUGAAGAGACACGAGCCAAAGAGCAAGUGAAUUUGACCUUGACCCGUGGUACUUGUGAAGAGGAGCACAAUGCCAGAUUUUGGAGCGAGUUGUCGGGAAGCCAUCAUGGUUGUCCAGUAUUGGACUGCGACUGGUUUUUUAUGGUAUCCUCCUUUGGAUGUCAGAAUGUUUUGACAACUAUCUAUCCUCAAGCCAGCCAGGUGGGUCCAUAAUGAACAUGGAUUGUUACAGUGUUAUCCCACUUGAAUACCAGACUUUUCCCCACAAGAUAUCAAGAUCUCUCAAGUCUGGCAAGAGUAACAGCUCCGAGUUUUUGUUGUCUGCAUCGAUCGUCUGACAGAUCACGUGACCUUGUCCCACAUGACGUUGAACAAUAUAAUCAGUGUGCCAUAGAUCCAAGACAGUUUUAGAAGAAAAAAAUAAACUGCAGGAUAAACAAAACAACUGAAUAUAUAUAUAUAUAUAUAUAUAUAUAUAUAUAUAUAUAUAUAUAUAUAUAUAUAUAUAUAUAUAUAUAUAUAUAUAUAACUUGAUCUCAAACGAAGUGAUAUUAUGAUGUAAACGUUAUGCACCUCGCUGGGUGAUUGUGAGUGUCGUAUGGUGUUUGUUUCCCAGAUAAUAACAUACGUAGUCGUUGAGUGUCGUUAUUUAUUAUUCAUGGUCACGUUCACGUACAAUCGUAUUGCAUGCAUGUACAUUCGUGUUGCAAUAGUUUGAUGACUAAGUGGAAGUUCGGUGCUAGCGGUAACUGGUGCUAUCUUCAUAUGUUUUUUUACCCCCUCAUCUCGGUGAUUGCUGGUUCAUGAAAGAACAAUAUAAUCAGACUACAAAAGAUUCUUUGUAUACGGGCACCUGACCUAGUGCUUAUAAAACAUUUAAGAAGUCUAGACUGGAGAUUUUAAUGAAGUCUCGUUCAUACAAGAUAAAUCACGGUUUUUUUUUAGCGUCUGGAUACUUUGCUGAAGGCUACCGUCAAGACUUUUGAAAGUUUUAUAAGCAUGGGUCCUUGAACACCCCUAAAACAAUUAAGUAAUGUAUUAUCAAUAUGGUAUAUUUUUUAAUUGCAAUUGCAGUGAUAUAAAUAUCCAUUCUUCUAUUUUGGUACGGUAAUUUUUGGAGUGUUUUGGCAUAUGUGUAUAAUAUAUUAUUGAUACAUUUAAAAUAAGUCUUCAUAUAUUUGGAAAGAUAACUUGUGAAAAAAAAACCCACUUAAGUUGCUUAUUGUUUUUAUGGGGUGUGUUAUAAUAAUUCUCUGAACUUAAGUAUGCCCACUCUACCUACAAAUGAAGGCAUAUUGUCUACAAAGACCACUUGCUCACACGGGUCUGCUGUAGAUCCCCUGUAUGUCCUUUAUAGAAUAGUCUGAUUAUAUUGAGGGAUUCAGGUUUGUGGGGGGUGGUAGGGGAAUGUGGCCAGUAUAUUUGUUUUCACUAAUUUAACAUGGUUGUGAAAAAUGGUGAUAAAUAAAUGUGUUCAUUAUUUUCAUUUCUCUCUCUAUUUCUCAUGAAAUCCACCCUGGCUUGUAUCAGGAAGGGGAAUGUUUCAGGUCUUUUUUUUCAUGAGCAUAUCGUUACGUACGAUUGUAGCGCGCUGAGAGUCGUUAAUUUAUAUUUGUAAACUACAAAAGGACAUUGGUUAUAUGUAUAGUUUGAAGCCAUGACGUUCCUUUUGUUUUGUUGUGUGUACUGUUUUUGGUUCGUUUCGUUUUGGCAGUGACUUAAGCGGUCGGGUAAUCGUGCAUUGGCGAAGGGGCAAGGUCGUCAGAGAGAGCUCUGUUAAGUUUUUUGAAAAUAAAAUAAAUUUGUUGAAACGUUUGAUCCAGGGGGCAGGGUAAUCCCAGGUCGCCUGGGAGAAAGUGAUGCGGAUACUGCCAGUCCACCCCUAGUUAUUUUUAGUGCUAUUGUGCCCACAGUGUAUCAUGUGAUCUGCCUUUAUUGUGUCUACACACAUUUGGUGCCAAACGGAUCUGGUAAUUACCAUUCCAAGUUAUGGUGCUGAUGCACAAAUAUCGAUGACGUCAAAUUUUUAAUGUGUAGCAGAUGUCGCAUACUUUUCUAAAAUAUAUAAAUAUAUACAUACACAUAUAUACAGACAUACAUACAUAAGAAUUGAUUUUUAUUUCUGUCCAUAAGAAAUUGUGAAAGUUGUCGACGAUAUGUUAUGUGAUGCAUUGUUUCUUAUUUUUGUACCACUUUGGGUGAUAUUGUUGUUUCACUACGUUGAUAUUUCCAGAAUGUUGUGAGACAAUAAAAUUUGUUAUUAACUAUA